Odontomachus brunneus is the source of this 1188-nucleotide messenger RNA. It is a transcript of the gene EMC5, whose product is annotated as membrane magnesium transporter 1. Gene Ontology annotation, cellular component: Golgi apparatus; EMC complex; early endosome. Lineage: Eukaryota; Metazoa; Arthropoda; Insecta; Hymenoptera; Formicidae. The record is from RefSeq and is a predicted model, not a curated record. The transcript is spliced from 3 exons. Bases 237 to 578 code for a protein of 113 amino acids.
AUAAGUGAUGUAACUCAACAAUAGACAGAACUUUUUAUCAUUCGAUAGAAUGACAGAGAAUAGCGGGUCAGAUAGAUCCUCACCUCUCUACCUGCAAUAGAGAAAUUAAGCAAACUGUUUCGUAUAAGAAAGUUACGCGCGCGCGUUGAUUAGGAACAGCUGUAAAGUAAUCAAUGAUUACUCAUUAGUCGACAUUGCGAAACGUCGAUGUGUAGUGAUCUGUGAUAUUAGUCAACAUGCCCGCUACGACUAUGCAUAAAUUAAUAACAUUUAUAGGAUUUAUGUCUAUAUUACACGCGGCUUAUUCCGCGGCACAACAUCGCUCAUACUUGCGAAUCACUGAACAAGAGUUUACCACUUUGCCAAUUGAUAUUUUAAUUCAAGGUAUAACCAGUUUGUUUAUUGUCAUGUAUGGUGUUAUGUACAUAGCUGGUGAUUUCAAAGAAAUUCGGGCAGUUGUUGAUUUGGAAAACAAGUCUUGGGAGACGUUACGGAAUCUGCCAUCUUUUCAAGUAUUUAAUCACCGUGGAAGAUCUCUCUCACCAGACUAUAUUUCAGCGCCUGCAUUUUUGAAAUAGUUGUGUACAUGUAAGUUUUAUUGCGCAGCUAUUCUAUGAUACGAUUAUAUCUGCGCAAUGAAACUUACGUAUAUGUAACUAUUUCAAGAAUAUAGAUUCAAAACUAUGAAUAAAAUUAUGUUACUUGUUUGUAUCAAAUCACAAACAAAAUUAUUCGAUAUAAAGAUUUAUUUAUGUCUGAGUCAUGUUUUUUUUAACUUAGUAAAAAUAUUCAAGAGAACAGCAAUAUACAAAUAAUUACUUUAAAUAUAUAUUCGCAAGAGUCAUGUUUGUGUGCACAAAUCUUCAGAUUUCUACCAGUGUUCAGCUAUUUACUACUUUUAACGUAAGUAGAAUUAAAUAUGUUGAAACUAGAGUGUCACACUUUGAAAGAGAUAUAAAAAUGUAAAAAAAAGAUCAACUGAAAAUGUCAAAACCGAGACAGCUACGUGUAAAUAUACAGGCAUUAAAUUUAAUUAUUUAUUGUUGAAAACAAAUGACACCAGAUUGUGAUCUUCAUCUUGUAAUUGUAAUUCAAAUUGUGAGAUCUCAAACACGGCGAGUGGUUUUGUAUAUGCAUUUCACACCCAAUUAUGGCAGUAAAUAGUACGAAUAAAAGAAGUUUCGCAAU